CCGCAGAAAGUGUGGAUUAAAAUGGUCCAAAUUAGCACACAGUCGCACCCAAGGAUUAAGGAUUUCAUAUAUAUAUAUAUAUAUAUUAUUUUUUUUUUCUUUUUAUUUUGAUACUAAAACAAAAACAAACACACCGUUCGAUAAAAACUUAAGAAAAACAAAAACACGGAGUGAAAAUUAUGAUGGAAUGUGGAAUUAGAGUCAAGAUCAAGGACAGUUGGUUUUUGGUUCCUGAUUUCUCCUUUUCCCUUUUUCGAUUUGUUUUAUUAUUAUUAUUUUUAUUAUUCUCAUUCAUAUUUACUCAUCCAAUCCUCAAUCUCCAUGCUUUACCAUUAUUAUUAAUGUUAUUGCUAUUCGAUAUUUCUUGACUAUGACGAUAUCAAGAGAUAUAGCUGGAUAAUAAAUCCCAAUCUUGUGAUAUUCGCUUUGCGUUUUCUCUCGGAAACCCUAGGUUUUCGUUUCCUUUGUUGAUUUUCUUGAUCUUCGAUGGAGGCGAAUUCUGAAGCAGAAGAUCGCGAAAGAAUGGGCAAGAACGCCAAUAGUUCUAGCGAAGGACAACAGGCCAGGCCUAAGCGCCAGAUGAAGACGCCUUUCCAACUCGAAACACUGGAGAAAGCAUAUGCUAUGGACACGUAUCCCUCAGAGGCGGUACGAGUGGAAUUGUCCGAGAAAUUGGGACUCACGGAUCGGCAAUUGCAGAUGUGGUUUUGCCAUAGAAGGCUGAAGGACAAGAAGGAGAAUCAGGCAAAGAAGCCCCGUAAAACGGCAGUUAUGGAGGCUCCUGUUGAGGAUUUUAGGACAGAGGCGGGAAGUGAUUACGGGUCAGGGUCUGGUUCCGGGUCUAGCCCAUUAGCGGAGCUGAGGAAGCCCGUACUUGAUGACGUGCCCUUGGGAAGGAGACACUAUGAGUCCUCGCCGCAGUCGGUGAUGGAGCUCAGGGCUAUUGCAUGUGUUGAGGACCAGUUGGGGGAGCCAAUAAGGGAGGAUGGGCCAAUUCUGGGGAUAGAGUUUGAUUCCUUGCCUCCAGAUGCUUUUGGAGCCCCUUUAGCCUCAACAGCGGAGCAGCAGAAGCGGCUUGGGCAUUCUUACGAGAGUAAAAUAUAUGAGCAACGUGAUGUUAAGUUAGGCAAGGGCUCAAGGUUACUCCAUGAUUAUCGUCCUCUGCAAGACCCUUCCAGUAUUAGAUCCGAUACAUAUGGGCAAGUUGCUCAGUCUCAUUUUCAUGAUCCAUCAAUUGAUGCUCUAAGGGCUAGAUCUUCAUUGCUUGUUCAUGGAGAUGAAGUCAUUUCAAGAGUUCAUGGUUUCAGAGGCCAUGCAUCCCGUUUACGUAUGUUGCCUCAACAGGAAAGUAAUGGUCAAGCCUUUCCAUCUCCUUAUAGUGAUGAUGACCGUCUCCCACAACACGAGUCCUCUACGAGCAACCGAAUGAAUACGCACCUUAGUGGCCACUUAGUUGCUGGACCGGAAAAUAUGGAUUUCUUGCCAGAUGGCCAAAUCUUCCAUGGUGAAGGUGAUCUUAAGAGGAAACGCAAGAAUGAUGAAGCUAGGAUUGCAAGGGAAGUUGAUGUCCAUGAGAUACGGAUCCGGAAAGAGCUUGAGAAACAAGAAAAUCUGAGGCGAAAGAAUGAAGAACGGAUGAGGAAAGAAAUGGAAAGGCAUGACCGAGAAAGACGGAAGGAGGAGGAGAGAUUGAUGCGUGAAAAGCAGAAAGAAGAGGAGAGAUCACAACGUGAGCAAAGGCGUGAAAUGGAACGAAGGGAAAAGUUUUUGCAGAGAGAGCAUCUAAGAGCUGAGAAAAUGAGGCAAAAGGAGGAGCUUCGGAAGGAGAAAGAAGCAGUGAGACUCAAAGCUGCCCUUGAGAAGGCAACUGCACGCAGAAUUGCCAAAGAGUCUAUGGAUCUUAUUGAGGAUGAACAACUGGAACUCAUGGAGUUGGCUGCAAAAAGCAAAGGGUUGCCUUCAAUGAUUCAUCUUGACCAUGACACUUUGCAGAACCUUGAGUCAUUUAGAGAUUCUUUGAGCGUGUUUCCACUGAAGUCCCUGCAAUUAAAGAAACCAUUGUCAACUCAACCUUGGGUUGAUUCGGAGGAAAAUGUUGGGAAUCUUCUUAUGGUUUGGAGAUACUUGAUUACUUUUGCGGAUGUUCUUGGGCUGUGGCCUUUCACUCUGGAUGAACUUGUUCAAUCUUUUCAUGAUUUUGAUUCGAGGUUGCUUAGUGAGAUUCAUGUUGCUUUGUUAAAAGUGAUAAUAAAAGAUAUUGAAGAUGUUGCUAGAACUCCUUCUACUGGGUUAGGAACAAAUCAAUAUUGUUCUGCUCAUCCUGAAGGUGGACAUCCACAGAUUGUUGAAGGGGCUUAUGCUUGGGGCUUCAACAUACGCAGCUGGCAGCAGCACUUAAAUCCUUUAACUUGGCCUGAGAUAUUUCGGCAAUUAGCGUUGUCUGCUGGAUUUGGCCCACAGUUGAAGAAAAGGAGCAGUGCUUGGGGAUACUCGUGCGACAAGGAAGAGGGAAAGGGUCGUGAAGAUGUAAUUUCUACUUUGCGUAGUGGUUCGGCUGCUGAAAAUGCAUUUGCAUCAAUGCGAGAAAAAGGAUUAUUACUUCCGCGGAGAUCCAGGCAUCGGUUGACACCUGGAACUGUUAAGUUUGCUGCUUUUCAUGUUCUUUCACUUGAAGGUAGCAAGGGAUUAACUGUGCUUGAACUUGCAGAGAAGAUUCAGAAAUCUGGGCUACGGGACCUGACAACAAGUAAGACGCCGGAGGCUUCUAUUUCUGUCGCUUUGACGAGGGAUACAAAACUUUUUGAGAGAAUUGCUCCUUCGACAUAUUGUGUAAGAGCUCUUUAUAGAAAAGAUCCAGCUGAUGCUGAGGCAAUACUUACUUCAGCCAGAAAGAAAAUUCGGAUAUUUGAAAAUGGGUUUUUAGGCGGGGAAGAUGUCGAUGUUGAAAAGGACGAGGACUCUGAAUGUGAUGUUGAUGAUGAUGCUGAAGUUGAUGGUUUGGCAACCCCAUUGGUUGCAAGCAAGGAUGCUGACCAUUGUAUUGAAGAACAAACUUCCUCAAAAAGGGGAAAAGACAAGGAUUGUGGUGAUGUUGAACAAAAUAAAAAUGAGUCAGAAAAUUUACUUUCAAUCUUACCUAUGAAUGGCUCAGACGGUACAAACAAACCAAGUAGUGAUGAGCAAUGCAUUGCUGGUAAAGAUGUUGAGGCUAGAUAUCUUGGUCCAGAAAGUAUUGAGAUUGAUGAGAGUGACACUGGUGAGUCAUGGGUUCAAGGACUUACAGAGGGGGAAUAUUCUCAUCUCAGCGUUGAGGAGCGUCUCCAUGCUCUUGUUGCAUUAAUUGGUGUUGCAAAUGAAGGAAGUUCUAUACGUUUUGUUCUUGAGGAUCGUUUGGAAGCAGCUAAUGCUCUUAAAAAGCAAAUGUGGGCAGAGGCACAAGUUGAUAAAAGUUGCAUGAGAGAAGAUAUUAUGAGGUUUCCACUAUUUUCUGGGAGCAAAGCUGAAAUGAAACUUAAUUGUUCUCCGUCGGAAGGUCGCCAAAGUUCAUUGCCUGUGGUUGAUAAUCAAAGUAAUUACGUAUCUCCAGGCACUGUUGAAGACCCAAAGCUGUUACUUGGUUCACAAAGCAUAGAGAAUCAUCCAAAUGGCCUUCCUACUGAAAGGGCAUCAAUAGUUCAAGAUCUUUCCAUUAAUCCAGAUAAUUUCUCUGUUCAGCACCAUGGAUUUGCGUCAAAAAGGUCACGCUCAGAAUUGAAAUCUUAUAUUUCUCACCUAGCUGAAGAGAUGUAUGUGUACAGAUCACUGCCGUUAGGCCAAGAUCGCAGGCGUAAUCGAUAUUGGCAAUUUGUUGCAUCUGCUUCUAGAAAUGACCCUUGUUCUGGCAGGAUCUUUGUUGAAUUGCAAGGUGGCAAAUGGAGGCUUAUUGAUUCCGAGGAGGCUUUUGAUACCCUAUUAUCAUCUUUGGAUACAAGGGGGAUUAGGGAAUCUCAUUUGAGUGUUAUGCUGCAAAGGAUUGAGGCUUUCUUCGGAGAAAAUGUCCGAAGGAAUGUGUGGUGUUGCAACAAUGUAAACAAAAGUGAAACCACAAUCACAAAGGAAACUUCUGAAAUGGAUUCUAGCUCGGAUUGCCCCGCUGGUGUGGACAGUCCUAGCAGUAUGGUCUGUGGUUUGAAUUCUGAUAUUUCAGAUGCUUCUUUCAGGGUUUCCAUAAGAACAACUGAAUUUGAGAAGGAGGCUACCUUAGAAAGGUACCAAGAUUUUCAGAAGUGGAUGUGGCAAGAAUGCUUUUGUUCGUUAAAACUGUGUGCCUCAAAAUAUGGGAAAAAGAUGAACAUGCAGCUGCUAGAUUCUUGUAAUGUGUGUCUCCACUGUUAUCUCCCUGAAGAAAAUCACUGCCCCAACUGCCACCAGACGAUUGGUAAUGCUGAUAGUGGUUUCAGUUUCUCUGAACACACAGUUCACUGUGAAGGCAAAAGGAGUUUAAUUUUCAGUGACGGAAAUAUUUCUUGUUCCUCUCCCCUGGGAAUCAGGUUGAUAAAGGCUCUGUCAGCUUUUGUUGAGGCAUCUCUUCCCCUAGAAGCUCUUGCAUCUUAUUGGACUGAAGAUUAUCGGAGGUCUUGGGGAGCAACGCUAAAUGUUUCAUCAUCCCCUGAAGAACUUUUACAGAUUUUGACUCAACUUGAGCGUGCCAUAGACCGAGAAAGUUUAUCAACAAGUUUUGAGACAACUAAAGAACUAUUGGGCUCAUAUGUUUCAUCACAUAAUGUUGUAUUUGAUUCUGCUGGUGGAUUAGUUUCUGUACUUCCAUGGAUUCCGAGAACGACUGCUGCAUUGGCUCUUAGGCUUUUUGAGCUUGAUGCAGCCAUUAUUUACACACAAGAUGAGAAAAUUGAGCCUUGCGAGGACAAGGAGGAUAAAUUAUAUGUGAAGCUACCUUCAAUGUAUUCCCCUCAAAAGACUAAAGAGGUUGAACCUAAAGUAGAACAAGAUAAGUAUACAAAAGAAGAGAACCUUGCGGACUCACGUAGUAGCCGCAGCAUCUACCGCCGUGGGCGAGGCGGUCGUGGCCUAGGAUGUGGGACAAGGUGGCAGAGAAGGGGUCCUGGUCUUGAGUCUGGUUCUGGCCGGCAAAAUGCUAGAGAAAGUGAAAAUUUAAAUCAAAAGUUGAGACAUCAGGGACGAAGAACCAAUGGAAAAGGAUAUGGACGUGGUCGCCGAACAAUUAGGAGAAGAGCUGAGAGAGUGACCGCUGAGGUAUUAGAUGAUGAUGUAGCUGAUGAGACCAUCAAUAUUGAGACUAAUGGACAACCACGAAGAAACGUGGUAGAGGAAGAGUGGGAUGGUGAAAUAAUUGGGACGCAUAUGGGGGGUGUCGGUAACAUUAAUUGUGCAGAAGCUGCAGACUCUGAUGACAAUGCUGAAGCAGUUGGGUAUGAUCAAGUGAACUGGGAGCAAGGUUUUGAUGAUGUCUCCAACAAGUGGAACGAAAACCUUAUGGACGAGAGUGACGAAGACAUCAUGAAUGUAUCUGGGGAUGAUAAUGGUUUUGAGGAUGAGGGUGACGAAGAGUUAGUGGGAAAUAUUGAUGUGGGUGAAAGCUCAGAUGAAAAAACAAAUAAAGUAGUGUUUGAUGAUGGAUCGGAAUCCGAAUCCAUUGAUGAUGAUUAUAGUGACUAGAGUAAUGAUACGCAGAGCAGAUAUCUGGUAUACUACGAGAAAGGCUAUUGGUUGAGGCUUGAAUAGGGGACCUAAACUUGUGUAUAAUAAUUUUAGUGAAUGAAGGCGCCUCCUAUUUACAUAUUAUCGUUGAGAAGGGUGGGAGGCGAAGGAUUCGUGACUAGUAGGAGCAAGCCUUAUUUUACAGUGUAAUUCAAGUUAUAGAAAUUGAGAUAUUGAUGGCGAGCAUACCUGAUAAGAGUGAUAGGGGAGGGUUCUGCUGUUUUUUUUUACUCCCUUGAAUCUUUUCCAAUUGUACUCGUAUGGCUAUAUUAUCAAUUAAAUUAUGAUUUUAAAUAUGAAUUGAAAGCGAAUGGAUUUACGCCAAAAGAGCCGAGCAUACGUGAUGAUUUUGGGCUCGUUAUUGUGAAUCCUGAAUCUGCUCUAGAGGAAGAUGUUCGGGGUGUAAAUGCUGGAAACCUUUAUCUGGAGCGACAUGAGAAGCUAAUUGAGAACAUGGACGCCAAGAUUCGGGAUCUGCAGUCUUCUAUGUUAACCGGUAAAGUUGUGUUUCAUAGGAGAAGUAAGCAUACCAUUUAAGAUUUCAUUGUAGCUUCAAUACUGCUAUGUUAUUGUUUUCUUGACGUAUGGUAAAUGUUAUUUAACUCGAAUUUAUGUGACA
Messenger RNA from Tripterygium wilfordii, 6337 nucleotides. Its product is annotated as homeobox-DDT domain protein RLT1-like. The record is from RefSeq and is a predicted model, not a curated record. The transcript is spliced from 18 exons. The coding region runs from base 487 to 5676 and encodes 1729 amino acids. Gene Ontology annotation, biological process: regulation of transcription by RNA polymerase II. Lineage: Eukaryota; Viridiplantae; Streptophyta; Magnoliopsida; Celastrales; Celastraceae. Gene Ontology annotation, molecular function: DNA binding.